GCUCGGAAUACCUUCCACACUGGCGACUCAACCUCGCUCCCCAGAGAAAAACAUGGACUAGAAGACUGCGCCCUUGACAUCCCAAUGCAAGACGUAGUUCAUGUUUGAUGGAAACAUACCAAGUGCCUCUAGAGCCCAACCCGUCUUCCGACCUUGGCAGAACUCCCUCGUCGCCAUCCAUCAACGACACCCGCGUGCGUCGUUUCCUGGUCUUGCUCGCUGUACGGCUUCUCCGUCUCUCCCAAACGCGCUCCGUUAUCCGACUUUAUCCCUGGCUCUGCAUCAAGUAUGGCAUAUCUCGACACCUCUCAGAAGCGCGGACGCUUCAGUUCGUUCAACAACAUACGUCGAUCCCAACUCCCAAGGUGUACUGCGCUUUCGAACGAAACGGAAUUACGUACAUCGUAAUGAGAAGGCUUCGCGGGAGAAGCCUCGCGUCAACCUGGAAGAAUCUAUCAGAUCCGUCUAGGGAAAAGAUACUGCACCGUCUACGAGAGAUAGUCCUCGAGAUGCGAUCUAUACCAGCGCCAGGUAACGAAAUAGCCAGUGUAGACGGAGGAUCACUAUGGGAUUGCAGGUUACCGUGCGGACUGGACCGCUUUGGUCCAUUCGCUAACACCGAUGAUUUUCACCGUUUCCUUCGUAAUGGUAUCGAGGAAGCCCCACCUGGAUACCCGGACAUCAAGGAUAUGAUUCAGCUACAAAAGCAGAAGUGGGGUCGGCCUGUUUUAAGUCAUGGUGACUUGAGCAGCUUGAAUGUCUGGGUACAUGGAGAGAAUAUAACAGGAAUUAUCGAUUGGGAAACUGCUGGCUGGUGGCCUCCCUACUGGGAGUAUACAACUGCGCACCAAGUCAAUCCAAGGAAUAUGUUUUGGGGCGAAAAUAUUGACAAAUUCUUGGAGCCUUGGCCUGAAGCUCUCAAGAUGGAGAAGAUUAGGCAGAGAUGGUGGGGAGAAUUCUGAAGGCUAUGUCUUUCUCAACUUACUGUAUAUCUCAAGAAGUUGUCUCCUUAUGCUCCAGAAGGUCAUAUGUUGGAACUUUCUCUGGAUUAUACCUCGCAGAUGAAAAUCGACCGUCCGCUUUCUUUUGGUUACAGUAAUCCAUUGCAGUUUUGCGAACAGUAUUCCACACCAGGACGCUUGUUCCAACGGCCUUUUUGUCCUUACUAACAAGCUCUAGAGCUUCCUUCAGCCAGGCAACGCAGUUCCAACCAUCCAAGCCAUCCCUCACUGGGGUUUGACGCAAGAUCGCAUCAAGUCGAGCUGAAUCGUCCACCUUGCCAAUCAACACCCGCACUAGGAGCAUACUUGUCGGUCGGAGUGACACAGAUCUUUUCUCAAAUUCCCAAUGUACGCCAUCCGAACCGACCUUUUCUUUCGCGUGGUAUCGUACACCUUCUUUCUCUGGCUUCUCAAUCUUCG
Exophiala oligosperma is the source of this 1421-nucleotide messenger RNA. RefSeq lists its product as uncharacterized. Bases 108 to 962 code for a protein of 284 amino acids. The record is from RefSeq and is a predicted model, not a curated record. NCBI's taxonomy places the organism in Eukaryota, Fungi, Ascomycota, Eurotiomycetes, Chaetothyriales, Herpotrichiellaceae. The transcript has a single exon.